Molecule: messenger RNA, 738 nt
Organism: Nerophis lumbriciformis (worm pipefish)
Lineage: Eukaryota; Metazoa; Chordata; Actinopteri; Syngnathiformes; Syngnathidae
Source: RefSeq, a predicted model, not a curated record
UCCAUGGGUGGCUGCGUGGGGAGCCAGCACGACUCCUCGGGCAGCUUGAACGACAACUCGGACGGAACCGGAGUGGCUCUGGGGCGCAACCAGCCCCUCAAACGCGAACGACCCAAAUGGAAGAGCGACUACCCCAUGACAGAGGGCCAGCUGCGCAGCAAGCGCGACGAAUUCUGGGAUACGGCGCCAGCAUUCGAGGGCCGCAAGGAGAUCUGGGAUGCGUUGAGGGCAGCCGCGGGCGCCUUCGAGAACCAAGACCACCAGUUGGCUCAGGCCAUCCUGGACGGCGCGAGCGUCACGCUGCCUCACGGUGCACUGAGCGAAUGCUAUGACGAGCUGGGCAACCGCUACCAACUGCCAGUCUACUGCCUGGUGCCACCCGUCAACAUGAUCGAGGAACGCUCUGACGAGCCCGACGGCUCCGACCAGGACUCUGGCGGAGCUGAUGCAUCGACGGGUGAUGACGGCGAGCGCCAGUUGCGCCUGCGCCUCUCCACAGGCCGCGACCUACGCCUGCGGGUGCGCUCGACCGACACGGUGGGCGCCAUGAAGCGCCGCCUUCACAGUCAGGAGGGCGUGCCAGCCGCCGCCCAGCGCUGGUUCUUCUCGGGACGCCCACUCACCGACAGGCUGCGUUUGGAGCAGAUCAACAUCUCACGGGAGUACGUGGUCCAGGUCAUCAUCAGCCAACCCCCGAGCACGCCCCCCCGACGGGAACCCACGCCCGUGGACAGUUGA